Molecule: messenger RNA, 4191 nt
Organism: Triplophysa rosa
Lineage: Eukaryota; Metazoa; Chordata; Actinopteri; Cypriniformes; Nemacheilidae
Gene: samd12
Product: sterile alpha motif domain containing 12
Exons: 5
Coding region: 264-803 (179 amino acids)
Biological process (GO): cell surface receptor protein tyrosine kinase signaling pathway
Cellular component (GO): cytoplasmic side of plasma membrane
Molecular function (GO): protein binding
Source: RefSeq, a predicted model, not a curated record
GCUCGCUCCAUGCGCGUUCACCCUCCAUUGAGAACACCAUAGAUAACACUAGCCUACUACAGCAUGUUCGCACAGUAUAUUUUAUAUGAAUGCAUACUUGAAACGCGCAACUGUAACUGGCAGGCUGGUGAUUUAGAUGAGAGGAGCUCUUCUGUGAGAACGUGCGGACUGACUCGAGCGUGUUAUUAAUCGUAAGGUGCGCGCCGCGAACUGUACGCUUUUGUGUUUAUAGCCUAACUGUUUCUGACACCUGCUCGGGUACCAUGAUGCUGGGUCAGUCUCCGCAUCUUAUCGGCGGCAUCCUCUGGAUUCAAAACCCAAUGCGAGCUGUCCACUGCAAUCUGACUCAGAAUGGGAUUGACCAUCAAGUGUGCACAAAGGAUGUGACCUCACACCUGGAGGAAACGUCUGUUGAUCAUGAUGACAGCCCAGGCUUUCAAGACCAGAGUCCUGGUUUCCUGCGAAGAUUUCCUCCGCAACGUUCAGUGUCAGAGUCUGAGCUUUCCAGGCCGGGAACUGUGAAGCUGUCUAAACCGGUGGCGCUGUGGACUCAGCAGGACGUGUGUAAAUGGCUGAAAAAACAUUGUCCCAAUCAACACCAAGUCCACAGUGACUCCUUCAAACAGCAUGACAUCACAGGUCGAGCUCUGAUGAGACUCACAGACAGAAAGUUGGAGCGGAUGGGCAUCAUGCAGGAGAGUCAGCGGCAGUUCAUCCUACAGCAGGUGCUUCAGCUCCGCGUCAGAGAAGAAGUCCGAACCCUGCAGCUGCUCACGCAAGCCUCCCUGGAGAGUUCUCCAUAACCUGAGUACUCCCGGAGACCCGCCCAUAUACUCCGAUGUCCACAGCACACACCAGACUGUCCUCUUCAAACUCCUGAACCACACAUCUCCCAGAUCUAAACCACCCCUGAACAAAACUGGAUCCAACUUAUUUUCAACAGCAGUCCUCAACAGCAUAUCAACUCAAACCUUGGAGAAUCACCCAGACUAAUGAUGUUCUUGUCUUGGACUAUGUGAAAGACUCGCUGCUGAAUCAACUUGUUUGUUGUGUGUAAUCUCCUGAAGUGUAGCACUUUAAACUCCCUCUUUCUGCCAGUGCUCAGCACACAGCCUGUUAGCAAAUCUGUGCAGGCAAGCAUGAUGCUCGACAACACAUACAGAAACUACAGAAGUGGUAGUGACCUCUCUCUCUCUCGCUCUCUCUCUCUUUCUCUCUCUCUCUCUUUCUCUCUCUUUCUAUCUCCAUCCAUGCAUCUAUCAGGACUCCAUAUUUUGCACGUCUGAAUAUUACUCGUCUCCUCUCUCCACGUCUUGUAUAAUGUGAACUGGUUGGCUUGCUUGGUAAGUUGUCUCUGUCUUUAUAUGUCCCCUAUCUUGAAUUCCUUCAUCAUUCUCUCGUCCAAAAGUAGAGCCCAUCUUCCCUAACCUGAACUGCACUGUGAUUGAGACCAGAUCUCCUCUAAAAACACAAGCCCACUCUUCCACACGAAGCUACAGUCCACCCCAGAUCCUUGUUUCACUGGCAUCGCACAGUCAUGUCCUGAUCCGGAGUCAGUGUUGGAGUUUGAUUCAUGGUUGAAUUGAAUAAGCUGACAGGAUGAAGCAACUGGGAUAUAAAACUGCAGCGCAUCACAAAUGGGAGAUUCUUACGUUUUGGGAAAGGAGAAGAGAGAAGCAGAGGAUACGCCUCUAUGGAGAUCAUUGUGUGGCUUUCUUCUCCAUCCCUCUGUUGAGGAAAGACGAGAAAAUGAAAAAAUGAAUUAUUAAAGAUACAGUUGAGCCAAAAAUGAAUUGGUUGUCAUUUAUUCAUGUUCAUGUUGUUUCAAAUAAGUAACUUGCCCAUUUAUGUGCAUGAGACAUAAAACAAGUCAUAUACAACCUACUUUUUUUUCAUACAAUGAAAGUGAAUGGUGACCAUGGCCACUUUUAUUUGAUGAAUUUUGAAUAUUCAUUUGAACUUGUUUUGUCUCAAGAAAUAAAGUCCAAUUUGAGUUUGGAACAACAUGAGGAUGACUAAAUGGUUACUUGAUGAUUUUUUGGUGAACUGUCCCUUUAAAGAAGACUAUAAAAGGAUGCAAGAUGCUGAAAAGGAUGCAAGGAGCCUGUCGCUAGAAAACCUUGAACUUUCCAUUUAAUUUAUGGUAUUGAACGGAGAUCCUCACAAAGGCAUCACUGUUAAUAUAACAUGGCCAUUCACUGUUACCUUUUUAACUCUGAAGCACAUGGAAAACUAAAUCAAACGAACUGUGUCUUUUUACACUUUGAUCAUUGCCACGUUUGUAUCAAGCCUCCAUUAGUUACACGAGCCUCAGGCGUCGACAUGGGUUCUCGCCACAAAGGGACUUGCCACAACUGUAGCAUGAUACCGCAAUAUCACACAUCUACCGCAGAGGCGCCAACAUGGCACCCAACAAAGGUCCGUGACCGUGCAGACCGGCCAUCGAUUAUCUGGGUCGGCUCCAGUUGUUUUGAGAGCUACAGUAAUAGGUUGCAUGCGGCCGUAUGAUGGAAGGUUUGCCUUACAAGAUGCUUUAGAUUGGAAUCAGAUCCAAAAAUUGAGUGGUAUCGAUUAGACCUUGUCGAUUACAUCUCGCAUUGGCUCUCGUCUGCCACACAGGAUGAAGUCAAUACGGAGAAUCUAGGGAAAAGCAUGUUCCAAUUAAAAAACUAGCUACCAUUUCAUGCCUUUGUGACGCCUUGGUGGGGUUUUUUAAUCACCUGGAGGGCUUGAUGCAACUUUUGUUGACUGAGGGAAUGCGAAAAGGGCUGAGGGGUGAAAUGAAAAACGGUCGUUGAUUUAAUGGCUGCUAAACUAGUAUAGAUCUCAGUAUAUUGAGAAUUCAGGCUCAUUUGGUUCAUAGACAGUGGCUUUAAAAUGAAAUCGCAUUAUUGCUGUUAUCACGAUUUGAUGUUCGUCCAAAAGGGUUCACUCUUAUAUUGAUCAUUCAGAUGAGCCGUGGCCAACAAAAUCAACUCUACUAAAUCAACUGUAAAAUAUUGAAUAUAGUAUUUUUCUUUAUGGAGGUUGGAUCAUUAGACAUUAAUGCUGAGAUGAGCGUUUUAACUUUGUGAGACCAUCCCACAGUAGAUUAACCACAGUCAAUCUAGACUGUUCUGCAAACAUGAUUCAGACUAUUAAUCCGCUUUAGGCCAUUGUUGUUAUUUUCUAAGAAAAAUGCAUAUACAGUAGAUGUUAUGGGAUUAUUUAAUAUUUUAACGAUACAUUUUUAUAGCAUAUUCUACAGUAUAUUAAACUUGCUCAAUAUACUAAGACUGUAAAGAUAUAUUAAACAUUAAAAUGUUGCUAUUUAUUAAAAUAUAUAUAUUGUUAUUUAUAUGCAAAGGGGAAAACAUUCAUUCUCAGGAGUCUUCAAAUUUAGAUUUCAAACAACAAAACGAAAAAGAAAAAGUACAGUUCGGCCCUUUGAGAUUCUUAACUUGUACUGUAUUAGUCCACUAAAGCUCCCCGUCACUGUUACUCAGACUCUUUUUUGAUCUUGAAGAGCCCUUAUACAUAAUAAUUAAUGCACAAAUGUAUGAUGAUAAUUAAAUGUGAAAAUGAAAUGUACUCAAGGAGGGUUUUUCUCCUCCCUGUUCUUUUGUCUGUAAAAUUUGCCUUGAAAAGUCUGUAACUUUGAGAAAGGGAAUUUGAAUACUUAAGCGCCCUUCCGUCAAUGUAGUUUCAUUGGAAUGAAAGCAUUCUUACCUGAGAAGGUUGUAUAUUUUACUGUGGUGUAUACUGAGUUUAAAAGAAAUAAUUGAUAUCUAUCUAUAGGUCUAUAGUUCUAGUACUAAUGUUCUGAUUAGGUUUAAAUCAGCUCUUUACAAGAACACUGGGACAUGACCACACCACAGAAAUCAAGUGAAAGUUUUCUUCCCUCGAGAACUGCACAAAGCAUUUAUGGAUUCGCUACAUAUCAAUACAUGUAUUAUUCAUGCAGAUACGCAGGUACAAAGAAACAUCGGGAGAUAAACACACAAAUACGUGUGCAUUUAUACUCGCACUUAUAAAAACAUCAAGCUGUAUGCAUUAAUCUAAAUAAUGUUUAUCAAUGUUUAUUUACACCCAUAAUGUGCAAUUAAAAAUGUAUGAUUUUUGACUAAAAGUGUGCACGUUUUUUAUUAUUGUUGAUUGUAUGAUUGUUUCUGAUGUUUUCUUUUUAGAAGGCAUGCAGACCUUUCCCUCUCC